AUGGAAGGUGAGGAUUUAUCAGGGAUAGAUCAUGAAGUUGCGGUCCAUACACUCAAUAUUAGUCCAGUGGCUAAAACAGUCAAGCAAAGGAAGAGGCGAUUUGCAUCGAAACGACAGGAGGUCAUUCGUGAAGAGAUCGAUAAGCUCUUCAAUGUUUCAUUUAUUCGGGAGGUUCAGUAUCUCGAUUGGCCUGCCAAUGUUGUUCUCGUCAAAAAGGCCAAUGCCGAGAAAGACCGGGAAGAGACAUCUUUCAUAACUAAGUCUGCCAUAUAUUGUUACGAGGUUAUGCCAUUUGGUUUGAAGAAUGUAAGGACAACAUAUCAAAGACUCGUCAACAAAGUCUUUGCAAAUUUGGUUGGGAAAAAUAUUGAGGCCUAUGUUUACGACAUGGUAGUCAAGAGCAAACAGGUUGACCGAAAUAUAUCAGAUCUCAAUGAAAUAAAUGCCAGCAGUAAUAUUAGGGGUGGACGUGGUUCCAUUUGGUUUUGGUUCUAA
Messenger RNA from Olea europaea var. sylvestris, 495 nucleotides. RefSeq lists its product as uncharacterized. The coding region runs from base 1 to 495 and encodes 164 amino acids. Lineage: Eukaryota; Viridiplantae; Streptophyta; Magnoliopsida; Lamiales; Oleaceae. The record is from RefSeq and is a predicted model, not a curated record. The transcript is spliced from 3 exons.